AUGUUCUCUCCUGCAGACUGGCUCCAAGCUGCUGUUCUCUCCAUGGGGCCUGAGGUGAGGGCCAGGGACUUGUCCUGUGGCCCAGAGCUAAGUCACAGGGAAGACAGCAAUGGCUCCACCCAGGAGCAGAGCGGACCACACAGUACAUGUAGCCAUGUCCUGGGCCAGGACUGCAUAGAUGGGCAGAUCUUGGGCCAGUUGCGCCCCCUGUCAGAAGAGCAAGAACCCUCUGGGGCUACCUUCCUUGGGGAGCCUGCCUUCCCUGAGAUGGACUCAGAGGAUCUCCGGCUGGCUUCCUUCUACAACUGGCCAUCCACUGCUGGAAUUCAGCCCGAGCCAUUGGCUGCUGCUGGCUUCUUCCACACAGGCCAGCAGGACAAGGUGAGAUGUUUUUUCUGCUAUGGCGGUCUGCAGAGCUGGGAGCACGGAGAUGACCCCUGGAUAGAGCAUGCCCGAUGGUUCCCCAGGUGUCGGUUCCUGCUGCAGUCAAAAGGAAGGCACUUUGUGGAAAGAAUCCAGGCCUGCACCCCCUUGCUUGGCUCCUGGGACCAAUGGGAAGAACCAGAAGAUACGGUCCCUGCCACCCCCUCAGCUCCUGCCCAUGGAGGCCCUGAAUUGUUCACAUCCAGAGGAGUGACACAGCCUGAAGAUGUCAGUGAGCCAGGAGCUGGGUCUGUGCAGGAACAGCUGCAACAGCUGCAGGAGGAGAGAACAUGCAAGGUGUGCCUGGAUCGAGCUGUCUCUGUAGUCUUCGUGCCCUGUGGCCACUUAGUCUGUCCUGAGUGUGCCCCCAACCUGCAGAUGUGCCCCAUCUGCAGGGUGCCUAUCUGCAGCUGUGUACGCACCUUCCUGUCCUAA
This is a messenger RNA of Arvicola amphibius (Eurasian water vole), 858 nucleotides long. It is a transcript of the gene Birc7, whose product is annotated as baculoviral IAP repeat containing 7. Gene Ontology annotation, biological process: regulation of cell cycle; positive regulation of protein ubiquitination; negative regulation of apoptotic process. The record is from RefSeq and is a predicted model, not a curated record. NCBI's taxonomy places the organism in Eukaryota, Metazoa, Chordata, Mammalia, Rodentia, Cricetidae. Gene Ontology annotation, molecular function: ubiquitin protein ligase activity; cysteine-type endopeptidase inhibitor activity involved in apoptotic process. The transcript has 6 exons. The coding region runs from base 1 to 858 and encodes 285 amino acids. Gene Ontology annotation, cellular component: nucleus; cytoplasm.